Molecule: messenger RNA, 5286 nt
Organism: Strongylocentrotus purpuratus (purple sea urchin)
Lineage: Eukaryota; Metazoa; Echinodermata; Echinoidea; Camarodonta; Strongylocentrotidae
Exons: 11
Coding region: 18-3251 (1077 amino acids)
Molecular function (GO): zinc ion binding; DNA-binding transcription factor activity
Source: RefSeq, a predicted model, not a curated record
GGCAUGAUGAUGUAAACAUGGCCGCUCCCACCACGCUGAAAACACCACAAUUCGAUGUCGCCUACUCCAAGAAUUUCGGUUAUGUGUAUACAAAACAGGCAGCAGAAACGAUAAAGGAACACCAUGAAUUGGAUAAAACACUGCGCUUUGUUUCCCUGAAAACGUCCAUACAGUUUGGAACAACCCCUAUCGAUAGAUGCAAGCAUAGAAUCUUAUGGGAGGAAGCACAACCUAGCCACGGUGGAAAAAUUAAGUAUGAUGGCAUACCAUUCAUACACCUCAAUAAGAACAUGUAUGAGUGUGAAUAUGCCAAAGAUCACAAGUUGAAAUCCAAGGUGAAAGCUAAGGAAGCAAGAGCUGAAAAGAGGAUGAGAGAACCAGCAAUUGGAAAUGCACACAAGCCCAGGAACCUAAUACAAGAUACUAAAAAGAAAGAUUGCCAGGCAAAGCUAGUCAUGAAGGAAAUCAUGAAAUUUCCAAACUUUAAGAUUUCAAAGAAUUCUAACUGUGAGAGACGCCGGGGAGCAAAGAGGAUAAACGAUGCUAUCAAAGCCAGUCAUACUAACCUGGGUGAAAGGAGGAUCUAUAUUUACCUACCAGAGGAAAGUGAACAUGAGGGACAUCCUGUUGGCAAGAUCUGUGGAGCCAGACAGAGAGUGGAUCAUCGGAUCAUUGAAUAUAUUCAGCGAAUGGUAGGAGCAGGAGUAACCAGUUUAGCUGAGAUGAAGAUACAUGUCGAGAGGUUUGUCUCUGGAGCUUUGUUCAAUGGCAAACAGAUCCCGGACCUUAGUAACAGAAGAUACUUUCCUGAAGACAGUGAUAUCAGGUAUCACAUGUACACAGCGGAAGGGAAGAAGAAAGCCAAUCAGACUGAUAUUGAAAUGGAUAUUAUGCAAUGGUUAAAAGAUGAUCCUAAUCAACGUUUCUUAUACAGGAGAGGCUCUAAGAAGCUUCAUGGGUCGAAUGGCAACACAAAACAAUUCAAGCAACAACAACAACAACUGAUACCACUUCAGCAAUCAUCAUCAGAUUUUAGUUUCAACCAACACCUGCCACAUCUCCAGACAUCCAGUGAGGCUGCCACACAGCUCCUUCCAAGCCAGCUAGCUCUAUCUUACAGACUGGGUACUGAAGACACAGAGAAGGCACAUUCAGAUCAACAAGAAUACCUCAAUACCAACAAAGAUCUUCAGAGGCUUCCUCCAUCACCAUCACAUCAACAUCAGUUUCAUUCUCAACAUCUACAACAGAUACAACAAGCUUACCACAGCAACUAUAGAGCAAACAAUGAUGCCACAUCCCCUCUGCCAUCACCACCAAUGCCAUCGGUAUCUCAGCAGCAACAUAUGUCAGUACUGCAUCCUCAACACUUGCAAUGCUUCCCACAAGCUCACGCUCAGGGGACAUUAAGACAACAUCAUGAACUCUCUCAGAAUCAAACCUUGAUGACAUCCAGACCAUUACAAGACACACAUCAUCUACAACAAGAAACGUUGCAUCUCAAUCAGCAGAGCCAAUCUAUUCAACAUCAACAAUCCUCAACUCAACUGCAACAAUCUACUCACUCCUCGCAACCACAACCUACGCAAGUACCACAAAGUGUACACCUGCAACAAGCGCAACACAUACCACGAGCGCAACGUACCCAAGUGCAAUACCCUGAACAUGUGAAACUGGCUGUGCCUUUAGGGGAGUCUUUGUUGCUGGUGCACCAAACACUGUGGCAGCAAUACUUGUUGGCAAGAUAUGGAAACGAGUUGUGCAUACUGGAUCCUGUCUUCAGAACUACUGGGUGCUUGGUGCCACUAUUUUUUGUCAUUGUAAAGACAAACUGUGACUACCAGGUUGUAGCAAGUUUUAUAGUGGAAGAAGCUAGGCAGGGGUUGAUUAAUGAGGCCCUGGCUGUUCUCAAGGAGUGGAACCCCUCGUGGCUUCCAGCUAACUUCCUAACUGAUGUUGCACAGGAGGAUUUGAAUGCAGUCCAACAAGCAUUUCCAGGUUACGCUGUUUAUUUCUGUGAUCAUCACCGCCAGUUUGCUUGGGAUCAGUGGCUAAACUCAGAGUCCAGUGAGCUACGAACCAUGAAGCACAGUGUCCAGACCAUGCUUGACCGUAUAGCUAAUGCCUCAACUGAAGGGGAGUACAUGGCAGCCGUUGUCCACCUACAGGGCAGUCAGGCCUGGACAGAGCAUGGUACUCUAAGAGAUUGGCUGGGAAGGUUCUGGCUCCCUAUGCAUCAGAGGUGGGUGAGAGCCUUCCGGCGGCAGUGUUUCAUCAAAGCAGUUAACACCUCAUCUGGGAUAGGUCUUCAAAAUAAAGCCUUCAAAGAAUGCUGUCUGCAAGCUGACAAACAACCCAAACUAUCUCAACUCAUGAACGAUAUCCUCUACAGGUUGCUACCAAAGAACAAAUCUUGGUAUUUCCAAUGUAACUCCAAAGCAGAUGACGGAUGCCGUAAGUAUUGUACCUCCAUACCCAGCUUCCUUCAUAAAAGACCAAGAUGUUUCCUCAAGACAUGUCUACAGCAAUGGAAGGCUGCAAGGAACAUCCAACCAGAUCAUAUCAAACUCCUUGAUGAAAGCUGUGGCAUCUUCCACGUCCAGUCACCCUCGGCAACCAACCUCAUAUCAGACCGCAUCACAGUCAACAUGAUGCAUCCAGAUUGUAGUUGUAAGACAUGGGUAAGAUCAGCCCUGCCUUGUAAACACAUCCUAGCUGUUAUUAUCCAUGACAAUGCAUGGUCUUGGGAGAAACUACCAUCCUCAUACACUCAAUCACCUUACUUUAACAUUGAUUAUGACUUUGUGAAUAAGAUUGUUGGUAACUCCCCCAUCAUAACACCACUAUCAGCACGGGGAGAAGAUGAUCAACCUCGUCUCCAAGAUUCUGAUCAAAGAAUCGUAGCUACCUUGUUUGAUACCAUACCCAUGGAGGAAGGUGGUGCCUUAGAACCAGAUGACAGUAGCAAUGAGACACAUAAUCCCAGUCCAGAUGACAUAUUGGACCAAGACCAGGACCAGGAAAUAGACCAGGCCCCAGUCUUAGUUCUAGGAAGGUGCCAAGCAGUACUGAAGAGACUCCACUCAAAGAUAGCAUUGAUAAAGGAUGAAAAUACAUUCGAGACUGUGCUUUCAUUAUUGAACAAGACAGAGAUUGCCAUAGACAGGUCGAUAGUAAGAAAAACAGUGCCAGACAGCCUCGGCACUAGGCCAAAACGAAGAAAGUUAAAAAGGAUAGGUUCUCAGGAGUAGAGUUGGGAGGUUACAAAGAGUAAAACGUAAUAACAACAACAUCAUCAAAUGAAUUUUGCAUCAUAACAAGAGGACACCUGGUUUGAUGUAUUUGUUUUUAUGAUGUAUGACCAGUCCUAUGUUCUAUUAAUCUAUUUGAUAACAAUAUAUUUAAAUGUUAGGUCACUUCAAGUUUGUUCGUUCGUGUCUCCUUUGAUCAAGAUAGAUAUGUAAAGUUCUUUAAUUAAAAAUUAAAUUAAAUUAAGUUCUUCCAUCGCUCGAUUGCUGCAAUGGCCGUUUCAUUAACAAGGGCCAGGUCUUCAUGUGUGCAACUUCAAGUAAUAACGUUUUAUAAUGAGUACAAAUACGAUCACAGGCAGUUAUGAGUUGAAGUUUUUGGAUGCAUUUUAAUAGACCAGUUCAUAGAUUUUCUGUCAUAAGUUCUAUUCAACUUAAAUAGUGAUGAACAUAUACUGCAUUUUCAUUUAAUUGCACAUCAAAAGUAAUAUUACAGGGUGAAUAUAAACCUAUAUGAUGAUUAUUGUUGUUGUUGUUAUUUAUUAUUAUUGUUAUGGUCAAGACAAAUAUUUGGGUAAAGGGAUGAAAUUGUUUACAAGAAUAUUGUGUAAAAUGUUCUAUUGCUGACUUGUUACAGUUAAAAUUUUGACUUACAGUUACAUUUACAACCAACAAAGCCUGUAUAAGAUUAUGCCUUCUUAUGUUGCAAUAAUGAAAUAAGAAGUGAAGGGCAACUACAUAUGUAGUAGUACAUCAUUAGCAUGUUCAUGAUUAAGCAAAAUUCUGCAAUCCUUAAUAUGAAAUAUUGAAAUGUGACUUUUCAUUCAUAAUUACUCUUCAGUAUAUAACAAAUAAUCUGAGGAAUUCUCAGUCUUACUGUACCUAAGAGGUCGUGUGAACACAAAGGUAUUUGUAUACUAGUGCUGUGGUCAAACGUUUAACCGUACGGUAUCCGACCGUCCAUGGCACUAUCCAUUUUCAAUUGGACGGUUUCGUUUUCCUGUUUUUUGGGGGGGGGAGGGGGUUAAUUUUUUUAUUUUAUUUUUUUUAAAUUUUAUUUUAACAAAAUGUAUUGGAAAUUAAUGACUGGGUUUCACUUUCUUUAUGAAGCUAAUAAAUCAAGUUUUGCCAACAUUAUAGUCAUCAUAAGUAAGCCCUGACUGUUGAAUGUUGAAUUGCAGAGCAACAAUCUACACGAUAACAAUCAAUUGCAAGAUUGUAGAUUGAGAAGUUGACUCGUAUAAGCAAGUUCCCAGCCUUGAAAUACAUGCACAAUACUUCACUGAUGUCAUUUAUUUAACAACAGAAACAAAUGUAAAAAAAAAUAAUAAUUGUUUAACCGAAAAACUGUCGUUUUGACUAGCGGUUAAACGGAAUUGGAAAUAUCUGUGAUGUUAUAACACUAUUGUAUACCCUCUAGUACUCCAGUGCAUAGAGAAAUUUCGCUGUCUAGUUGCACUUUUUUUAGUCCCAACUUUAUUAUUAUUACUGUAGUAAUCGAACAUGAGGAUAAAUGUACCUACAUAAGUUAAAAGUUACUAUGUGUGCUUUCUUCUUUCUUUCUUUCUUUCUUCUUCAUCUUCUGUAUAAAAGAACAAACUUCAGUUUCUAGUCUGAAAAUGGAAUUUAAGAUCCUCCAUUUUUUUUGUUUCUUACCAACAUCUUGAUUCUUAAAGCCUAGUCCAAAUGCACUGGAGAAGUAGUACCAGCUGAAUAGUACAAUUUAUCUAGUAACCAAAUAAAUUAUAAGCCACAACACUCUUUGAUACCCUGAUGUACUUUUACAGAGAGUAAAACCUGCCACUCAUUAUAGGUUCAGAAAUCUUGGAAAAUACAGUUGUUGUUGUUGUUUUUGACAUAUAUGUUAUUAUCAUGAAACCCAUUUGUGAAAUGGUCUACUAAUGAUUAUCUUGGGAGUUGUCGGUGCAGUAUUAUAUAUAUAUAUAUAUAAUUAUAUUAUAACUUAGUAUUUAUGUUGAACUGAGAAAAGUAUUUACAGAGAUGAAUCUUGCCAAUAAACAGUACUCUAUCUAAACAA